Caenorhabditis remanei is the source of this 1071-nucleotide messenger RNA. RefSeq lists its product as uncharacterized. Lineage: Eukaryota; Metazoa; Nematoda; Chromadorea; Rhabditida; Rhabditidae. The transcript has 6 exons. The coding region runs from base 1 to 1071 and encodes 356 amino acids. The record is from RefSeq and is a predicted model, not a curated record.
AUGCAAUUAUACCUAGCUCUCAGCUGUUUAUUACUAGUUGUAGAAUCUAAAAUUCAUAUUUUCGAGAGUAAAACUAUUCCUGCCCAAAGAGGUACCAGAAUCUAUUUUUUAACGAAUGGAAAUGAAGAAGAUUUGAGGGACAUUACAAUCAAAGCAGAAAAAAGUCAGAUCGAUACGAAUGUAUCCAAAUAUUCUGUCCCACAAGUCGACGGUUCCUUGAAUCCUCUCACGAUAACUGCGGACAAUGAUACCGUUGUCAUAACGAGACCAGUUGGAAAUACAACUCCAGUGACUGUAUAUCAGGAUAGAAUAACUGAUAGUUUGAACGUAUUCCCUGUAUUCUCGAAUAGUGCAAUUCAAUUCAAAAGCGGAAAGAACGUUUUCUUUGCGGUCGACAAACCGAACGGAAAGAUUAUUACAAUCAAGAAUCUGAAAGUCGACAGACAAAACAAUGGAUUCCUGAGAGCUUAUUCUGGUGUUCCUGGAGAUCUAAUUCCAUCUCCGUACUUGUUUUUCUCUUCUGAUCUAUAUGAUGAUGUGAACUUCUACCAACAGCUUGAUAUUCCACUUUCUGAUUUUUCGCUGGACGUAGUAUUCUCAGGAGUCACUACAAUCAGUGAUCAUGUUAUUCCAGCUACAACAACCCUCCAAUCUGCUGGUCUAGUAAUGUCUCCGGGAUUUCCAACAACAAUGCAACCAAGUGAUGUCUCGUAUACUGUUCGUAGAACUGGGGAUGAGCUGAUAUCUCUUCACAUGAAUCCAUUCUUCUACAGAGAACAGUCUUAUAUGACAGAUAUCAAUGUGAAGUUUGGGUUCGGAGUGGAACAAGGAAACUCAUUUCCAUCAGAACUUAAUGGAAGGUUAAGUGCAUCGGGAGCUAUAAAUAGUGUUGAAGUGAAAUCAAUUGGUGCUUUCGCUAUCCAGUACUAUACGAAUUCCACGGCAACUGGUGGUACGGUUCCAGUAGAAAUCGGGACAACUCCAUCAGUUCAAACUACUACAAAGUCUUCAUAUCUGAAACAAGCCAGUCUUUCAUUUCUUACUUUAUUUGUUUCAUUGUUAUUGAGAUAG